AUGGCUUCGGCGGGCAGCGGCAUGGAGGAGGUGCGUGUGUCGGUGCUGACCCCGCUGAAGCUGGUCGGGCUGGUGUGCAUCUUCCUGGCUCUGUGUCUGGACCUGGGCGCCGUACUGAGCCCGGCCUGGGUCACGGCUGACCACCAGUACUACCUGUCCCUGUGGGAGUCCUGCCGGAAGCCCGCCAGCCUGGACAUCUGGCACUGCGAGUCCACGCUCAGCAGCGAUUGGCAGAUUGCUACUCUCGCUUUACUCUUGGGUGGUGCUGCCAUCAUUCUUAUUGCAUUCCUGGUGGGUUUGAUUUCUAUCUGCGUGGGCUCUCGGAGACGCUUCUACAGACCUGUUGCUGUCAUGCUUUUUGCAGCAGUUGUUUUACAGGUUUGCAGCCUGGUCCUUUACCCCAUCAAGUUCAUUGAAACUGUGAGCUUGAAAAUUUACCAUGAGUUCAAUUGGGGUUAUGGCCUGGCCUGGGGUUCAACUAUAUUUUCGUUUGGGGGUGCCAUCCUUUAUUGCCUGAACCCUAAAAACUACGAAGACUACUACUAG
Elephantulus edwardii (Cape elephant shrew) is the source of this 546-nucleotide messenger RNA. Its product is annotated as transmembrane protein 47-like. Bases 1 to 546 code for a protein of 181 amino acids. Gene Ontology annotation, cellular component: membrane; cell-cell junction. The transcript has 3 exons. NCBI's taxonomy places the organism in Eukaryota, Metazoa, Chordata, Mammalia, Macroscelidea, Macroscelididae. The record is from RefSeq and is a predicted model, not a curated record. Gene Ontology annotation, biological process: cell-cell adhesion.